Ascochyta rabiei is the source of this 687-nucleotide messenger RNA. Its product is annotated as 5-formyltetrahydrofolate cyclo-ligase. Gene Ontology annotation, molecular function: 5-formyltetrahydrofolate cyclo-ligase activity. Bases 1 to 687 code for a protein of 228 amino acids. Gene Ontology annotation, biological process: tetrahydrofolate interconversion; folic acid-containing compound biosynthetic process. The transcript is spliced from 3 exons. NCBI's taxonomy places the organism in Eukaryota, Fungi, Ascomycota, Dothideomycetes, Pleosporales, Didymellaceae. Gene Ontology annotation, cellular component: mitochondrion. The record is from RefSeq and is a predicted model, not a curated record.
AUGGCGGCUGUAGUAUCAGUCAAGAAGGAGAUGAGGAAGAAAAUCAAGACCGUCUUGAAAGAUGUGUCAGAUGCCGCGGCUGCUUUACAGACUACCCAAGCCACCAAAGCUCUGCUUGCCCUACCAGAAUACAAAACAGCACGACGAAUAAGUGUGUACUUGUCUAUGCCUACUGGUGAAAUCAACACAUCCAACAUCGUACGCGAUGCUCUCGAUCAAGGGAAAAAGGUUUUUAUUCCCUACACGUACAAUCUGGACGAACCCGUGGAUGGUCAACCGAAGUCAAUCAUGGACAUGGUUGAGCUGUCUUCCGUGAAGGAUUUCGAGUCACUCGAGGCAGAUAAAUGGGGUAUCCCCACACCAAGCAAGGACUCGGUCUCGUCACGUGCAAACUGUUUUGGCACCACCGGCAUUACGGGCGGCGAGACUCGGGACAUCACUGACGGCUUGGAUCUGAUCGUAAUGCCCGGCAUGGCAUUCGAUUCGAGUUUCGGUCGCCUCGGUCAUGGCAAAGGAUUCUAUGACUUCUUCUUGAGUCGAUGUCACCAAGCGUUGCGCAUGCCUUUUCGCGUUGGGCUGUCUUUGACCGAGCAGCUGCUUCCGCCAAACGCGUCAGUCCCUAUGGACCAGUCCGAUUUUCGCCUCGACGCCUUGAUAACUGGUGACGGCGAGCUUCGCCGCGCCUGA